UACAGAUAUAGCAGGAUGGUAUUUUAUGGUCAGAAUAAAGCAUCAGCAUGUUGUAAUAAAUGUUCAUGCAAUGGUUCAACCGUGAUUCUCUCGUAUCUUACAUCUCAUCAGUGUCAUACAAAGACUGGAUGGCUUUUACAACGUGUAAACAAGGAGUUUGCAACGCUAACCAAAGAACUGAACCAUGCAAGGGAGCAGAUUCUUGAUCGAGAGGAAGAGAUUGCAGAGCUGAAGGCAGAACGCAACAAUACAAGGUUGCUUCUGGAACAUCUUGAGUGCUUAGUAUCCAGACACGAACGAUCUCUCAGAAUGACGGUGGUAAAGAGACAAGCAUCCUCACCUGCUGGCGUCUCAUCAGAGGUAGAAGUACUGAAGGCAUUGAAAUCGCUUUUUGAGCAUCAUAAAGCACUCGAUGAAAAGGUCCGCGAGAAGCUCAGGAUAGCCAUGGACCGGGUAGCGUCGCUGGAAGACGAACUAAUACAGACGCAAACAGAGAAUCAAAUUCUUCGUGAACAGCAUGUACGGUUAACCAACCAGGAGAAGGAUCGCAAAACAUCGUCAGCAAAUUCUAGUCACGAAGAUAUUCCUACUGGAAUUAGAAUGUCAAAGAGAUUGUCCAAUGGUUCUAUUGAUCCAGAUGAUGAUGUGAACCGGGUCAUCGAAUUGCAAGACACACUGGAGAAGCAGAACCAUGAACUUAGGAUGUCUAGGGACAGGGUGUCAGAUUUCUCCGCCCAAAUUAAUGAACUUGAAGACAAGCUGGAAAAUAUGCAAAAGGACCUGUAUAGAUCACAAGAAAAUAGUGGAAAAUAUCAGAAGGAACUGAAAGAAGCAAUUCAACACAAAGAUGAGGUUGACGAUAGGAUAGCAACGUUGGAAAAGCGUUACCUAAGCGCUCAGAGAGAAUCGGCAUCGUUGCACGACCUAAAUGACAAGCUAGAAUCCGAAUUGUCUAAUAAAGAGAGUCUGCUGAAACAGACGGAAGAUCGGUCACGGCAGCUAUUGGAACGUCUGGAGGUAGCCGAACAGAAGCUCACGCAUUCUAUACAGAAAGCAGAAGCGUUGCCCAGCGUAGAAGCAGAACUUGCUGAGAGAAUGGCUGCUCUUUCUCAGGCUGAAGAGAGGCAGGGAACUGCUGAAGAGAAUCUUAAUCAACUCAAAUCAGAAUUAGAAGAAUGUAAACAAGAAUUAGAGCGUGCGCGUGAAAGAGAACGUAUGAAUGAAGAACACAAUAAGAGGCUAUCUAAUACUGUAGAUAAGUUAUUAUCCGAAUCGAAUGAGAGAUUACAAAUCCAUCUAAAGGAACGAAUGGCCGCCUUAGAUGACAAGAACGCACUUACUCAAGAAUUAGACCGUACUCGCAAGAUUCUGAACGAAAUCCAACUAGAAAAGGAGCGGUUAGAAGAAGAAUAUGAUCGAUAUCGAAUAGAGCACAAGUCAUUACAUCGGCAAAUUUCAUCCGAUAAUGUUAUGCCCACGGUACCAGACGUGGUCAUAGGCAAUGCAACUCAGGACGUAGACAUGGUGGACAUUAGUGGAAUGACCACUGGAGUUAUUAGACGACCACAAAAGGGACGUCUACAAGCGCUACAAGAUGAUCCAACUAGGGUAAACACAUUGAAUGAACAAGAAUGGGAGAAGGCUGAACAAGCUAACGUACUAGCAAACAUCGCUCAGGCAUUUGAGAGCGAUGAUGGGGCUAUAACGGGAGAUGAGAGCGAGACUGUGUUUGGUGCUGUUGAUAUGUUAUCUCCACAAGGACAUACUGAUGCUCAGACUUUAGCAGCUAUGCUACAAGAACAACUGGAUGCAAUCAAUAAGGAAAUUCAGCUUAUACAAGAAGAGAAAUUUACAACAGAACAGCGUGCAGAAGAAAUAGAACACCGUGUCGGUAGCAUCGACAAUGUUGGAGUAUUUGGUACAAGUCGGUCAAGCUCCUGGCGAUCAGAGCCGCAGAUGCUCACCCGCUCCCUCCCAGGUAGCAUGUUAAUUAACCUGGACAGGGAGGUAAGGUCCCCGCCGGGGAGUGGGGCAUCGACUCCUAAAGCUAAUCGGCAUGAUUUUCUGGGCAACAAACACAGUGCCAGUCAGCCCCAGAUUUCUCUGAUGGUAGAUAAGUCUGAUACGUCAACACCGCCCUCUUCGCCUGAUGGUUUUCCUGUACGCUCCAUGUCCCUCUCUGAAUCUCAGCUUCGUUAUUGGCAAAAGGGUAACUAUAGACGGGAAGAAAGUCAGGAGGAAUUUAGGCCGAUCCGUUGUGAAUCGAGUCCCCCGGUUUCACCAAGGCAGGACCAUCCUGAAAAAGGUGCAACUCUCACAGUAGAAGUUGACGAAGAGCAAAGAAGUGUUGGCAAUAUAAGGCAAGGGUUACCAAAUCACAUUUUACCAGAUCAUGGAUCGCAUUGGGACUCAUUUGGAAGUGACACCAACACACCCAGUCCCCACAGUAGUACCAACAGCAGUCAAGACUCGCUCACCAAACAUCCGAAGAAGCCCACAGGUCUCAAAGGCUCCCUUGGUAGGUUCUUUGGAAAAAAGGAUAAAACUCUGCGGAGAGUCAGAGAUGGCGGUAAAGAAUCGGUGGCACAAGCUCAUUAUCUUGAGGCAGAGAGCACAUCACAAGACCAGCAUGGUGUUGGAAUUGGACUAGGAACCAGACAACAGGACUUCGACCGUCGUAAGAAAAAGAAACAUGAACUGUUAGCAGAAGCAAUGAAAGCAGGUACCCCAUUUGCAUUAUGGAAUGGUCCGACGGUGGUAGCGUGGUUAGAGCUCUGGGUUGGUAUGCCCGCGUGGUACGUUGCCGCAUGCAGGGCUAACGUGAAGAGUGGAGCAAUAAUGUCAGCGUUGUCCGACACAGAGAUCCAGCGUGAGAUUGGCAUCAGUAAUCCACUGCAUCGGCUAAAGCUCAGAUUAGCCAUCCAGGAGAUGGUCAGUCUUACAAGUCCAUCUGCUCCGCCAACUUCAAGGACAAGUGAACCCACCACUAUUUAUCUGUCAAAUAAAUCUGACAGCCAGGAGUCAUUAGCAUUUGGAGACAUGAACCAUGAGUGGAUAGGAAACGAAUGGCUGCCCUCUAUCGGCCUGCCGCAGUAUCGUAGUACUUUCAUGGAAUGUCUGGUAGAUGCACGUAUGCUUGAUCACCUUACCAAGAAGGAACUGAGAGGACAACUUAAGAUGGUGGACAGCUUUCAUAGGACAAGUUUUUCAUAUGGAAUACUGUGUCUGAAGAAAUUAAACUAUGAUCGUAAGGAACUCGAAAGGAGAAGAGAAGAAAGUGCUGGUGAAGUUAAAGAUGUACUUGUAUGGAGUAAUGAUCGUCUCAUCAAAUGGAUUAUUUCAAUUGGUUUACGGGACUUUGCAAAUCACUUGAUUGAAAGCGGUGUUCACGGAGCAUUGAUUGCGCUGGAUGACACGUUUGAUCACAGCACCUUGGCUUUAGCACUUCAAAUACCAGUCUCAAGUCAAGCGCGACAGAUAUUAGAAAGAGAAUUUAACAACUUAUUGUCAUUUGGGACAGAUCGUAGGAUAGACGAAAGUGAUAGUGCAAAAUUUCGAAGAGGACCAUCAUGGCGUAAGAAAUUAAAACCGAAGGAUCCUCCGGGUCAGAAGGGGAAAGAACGGGCUCCUAUAGAGAUCAGUGCAUCACCAACCCAACAAUUAGAGGCAUACGAGGCUUACCAUGCGGCCACAUUACCCAUCACUAACAGGAUGGCUAAUGUAAGGUCCACCUCCAUUCCUGCAUUAGGCUCAGCGGAAGCUAGCCCAAAGAUGAGUUCUUCCACGGGGAAUAUCAAUAACUACUCAUGCUGACAAGAAGUUAAGGAAACGGCAUAAAAUUUUGGACCAAGAUGAAUGAUGCACACAGAGAGCAUAAUGAACUUGACGAGAAGACCUUUAUCCUGUUUGGUUUUUGCCAUGAGGAGAGCACACCAAGUGUUGUCAAGUUCAAGGAACUCACCUGCCUUACUGGCGGUACCAAGGAUGAGAAAAAAAGAAAGUGAUGUUGUUACUGUGACAACUGUUAACACUUCAGCAGGAAUCAAUAGUUUGUAGGGAAAUCAAAACAGUGCUUAAAGAAUGUAGCAUUAAGUAAUAUGGAGAGGGGGAUGGUAAAGAUGAUGAUGAUGAUGAUGAUAAAAGUGAUGCUGAUGGUGAUGAUGUCAGAUAAAUAGAUGUAUGGUGCAGAAGCAAAUCGAAUUGUGGGUAAUGUUGAUCAAUUUGUAGUAUUGUGUGGCUGUUCAGUGACUAGCCUAAUGUGGGGAAAAAAAUAUUAAAAUUGUAGUGUUCCACUGUCUACCAGUAUAUGGUAGGUAGGACAGAAGAAAAGUAAACUUAUUCGCUCCCUAAAAUAUUGUGAGUGAAUUCCAUGUUUCUUACUAAGCAUGUAAGAAACAUUUUACCUUCCAGUAUUUUCUUUGUAAUGGCCUUUAAAUAAUAAUGGCCCCACCUAUAAAUGGAAAUCAAAUUGAAUUGGUAUGUCAGCCAACUAUUGUAAUAUUUUGAUUUUGUAGCAAUUGUAUGAAUUGGAAAUUUUUGCCUAAAUAAUCCUUGUAUUUUGAUACUGAUGUUAAAAUCGUCAUACCUAGCUUCCUCUUUCUCUCCCUUCUCUACCUGAUGCUUUCCCCUCUUUGACUUACAUUUACCAAUUUUGUAGGUAUGUGUGUAAUUGUGUAGCGUAUUAUGCUAAAUCUCCACUCUGUCCGUGGCUCUUAUCAAUAAUGUCUUGUUUGUGAUUGGUUAAAUUACAAUCACAAAUGGUAUGCUUGAACGAACGCAGUCAAGUUGAUGAUGCUUGUUGUCGGUUUGACUGGAAUAUUGUUGUGUUAGCGUUAGAUAUCUUUUAUAUUUAUAUAUUGAUGUAUUUUUGUUGUGGCUAUCUUGCGCUGAUGGGCUGUCAUUGUGUGUCUGGUUGCAUCCUUUUCUACUUCAUCUACUUUUCUUUUAUUUAUGUUUUCUUAAUGCCAUCAAAGACAAUCUGAAUAUUUGUUUUGUGAAUAAACAAAAAAAUGCUUUAAUUGCAUCUCCGACAUUAAAAAGAGGAAAUGGAAUGAGGCAUGGUUUUUUGGCAUUCUUAAUGGUGCACAGUGUAUUGGAUUAUCUUAUUAUUUUUUAGGGAUGUUCUUAUCAGGGGACAAUGGACAUCUCAUUUUAUCCUGGUAUCACACUCACAGACUAACAGGAUCACUGUUUAUUUGCGUACUCUACAUUUUGCUGUUUUAACCAGCAGCUGUGUUGGUAUGCUGGACAAACCACAAAUCUUAAAUUACAUGUAAAUUUUGUUUUAUUUAGGUGUUGUAUCAAUGUAUUACAAGAUUCUACCAUUAAAGAAAAAGUGUAUUAAUAUUUCAAUUAAAGUCAAAACAACUUACAAUACAGAAAUUAAAUAUUAUACCAUCAGUCUAUUGAAUAUAGUAGUGCUUUCAUCUAAGUUUUCAAAGCAUUUAUGAUAAGAUUGCAGUUUCGUUUUUUGUAAAGAAAAAUGAGUUGCUGAUGAUAAAAAAAAAAAUCGCUAUUAUAUUUCACGAUUCAAUUUAAUUGAUGAUGUACAUACACUUCAAUUUCAUAUUUACGCAACAUUUAAUUUGGGUUGCACCUUUAAACAAGCCUGUGUACAUUGGUACCUGUACAGUAAGUACUGUAUAUAAGUGCAAUGGAUUAACCUGCUUCAUUUGCUCAUUUUGGUUCUCAUUUCAAAUAUGCUGGUUCAGAGAAUAUUCUAGAAUUUAGAUAGUGAUAAUUUUGAAGUAAGCUAAUUAUGCAUGAUGUGCCAGAUGGUGCCCCUUUAAUGAUGCUUGUUCAGGGGGCAGUACCACUAGCGAUAAUGCUUGUUAAUGGCACAGCAGUAGAAAAAACAAAUGGACAGGAUUUGCUAAGCAUUUGUCGAAGGAAAUGACAAACUCAUCUUAUCAUUCAAUAUUAAUAUUAUCACCCAAUAUCAAGGUACUAUUACAUGAUACUUUUCAAAGUUAUUAUAAUUAUUAUUGUAACGAGUGCAGUUUUCAAAUUGAAUUAAUUAAUCGUAAUCAUCAGAUUUUUUUUUUUUCCGGUAAGACUCAACAGAUAGUAUGUUAGAUCAGACCUUUUCUGAUAGUAAAAAGUAUUGUUCAGACUUCAUGACUAUUAUAUAGGCACAUCAUAACUGUGGUUAUGCAACAGUUUUUUGUCAAAUUUGAUCAUUUGGAGAGGGGUUUAAAAGUACUGUUCAACUUUCAACAUACAUAGAUAUGUGCAUAACUUGUUUGAUCAGAUAUGUUUGAAAGAAACAUACACAAUCAAACAAGUAUACAUUGCCUGAUGAGUCUUAUUGACAAAAUCUGAUAGGUUUGUUUGGCUUAUAUAUUUCAAGUUUUUCUCCUGUAAGCGCUCUGAUCUUAACAAAAUAGCGCUAUAUAAAUGUCGCAUUAUUAUUAUUAAUGCCAUUUUGAUCAUAUAAUGAUAUAUAAUAAUAUACGUGAUUACAAUACAUGUGGUUUGAUUAUAAUACAGAUGAUUAUUGUACUGAUUUUAAUAGGUCAAAUUAUUUAUUUCAUUGCCAAUCAAUUUUACUGAAAAAAUGUCUUUUUCUUUUUUGUUACUGUGGUCGGAAAUGAACUUUUGAACUCAGGGAGCAUUUGUUGUGCCCAAAAUUGUACUACACAAAAUAUAAUUAAUUAGCCACCAUUCUCCAUAUCUCCACAGUACAAUAAUUAACUGUAUUGUGGAGGUUUCAAAUGUAGAACAUAAUGAAAUGGUUUGAUUUAAAAGUUAUUGUGUGUAAUGCCAGUUACUUAAUCUUUCAUUCGUAUAAGGACAUAUUAGUCAGUUGAAACUUAUAGCUGUAUUUAACUUUCUUUCUAAAAAAAAGUUAUAGCUUACUGCAUACCAUUAUCCCUUGAUCAUAGUAAAUAUUUGUGAAAGUAAGAGAGAAAUCAUUCAAGCUUUAAAAUGUUGCCUUUUUUUCUUUAUUCGCUGUGUGACAAUAUUAAAAGUAAGCAAAGGACGGACAGAGAAUGCUGUCAAAAAAUGGCAGCAUUUUAAAAACUACGUAUUAAAAACAAUUGUUCUUAAUAUUAAUAAAUUGUACAUUACGGUAUAUACACAAAUUGUAGGCCUAGGUAUUUUAUGUUGUAUUAUUGCUGAAAACCGGCUUGCUUAUGUGUAAGGGCUGGUAAAUUUGUUUUUAUAAGUGAAUGUUCUGUAUAAUAACCAACUAUUCAUUGUCAAGAUCCUUAUUUUGUACAAUACAACAACUACUACUAUUAAUACUACUACUCUUACACUAGGUCUUAUACUAUUGUGUUGUAUAAAAGAAAAAUGUCCAGCCCAGUUAUUGUCACAAUAAAAAAAAAUCAAUGGAAUUAUUUAUAUCAGA
This is a messenger RNA of Anneissia japonica, 7354 nucleotides long. Its product is annotated as liprin-alpha-1-like. Gene Ontology annotation, cellular component: presynaptic active zone. Bases 16 to 3813 code for a protein of 1265 amino acids. Gene Ontology annotation, molecular function: protein binding. Gene Ontology annotation, biological process: synapse organization. The record is from RefSeq and is a predicted model, not a curated record. The transcript has 22 exons. Lineage: Eukaryota; Metazoa; Echinodermata; Crinoidea; Comatulida; Comatulidae.